Paramormyrops kingsleyae is the source of this 4021-nucleotide messenger RNA. RefSeq names its product fatty acid amide hydrolase (gene faah). The record is from RefSeq and is a predicted model, not a curated record. Gene Ontology annotation, molecular function: fatty acid amide hydrolase activity; amidase activity. Gene Ontology annotation, biological process: fatty acid catabolic process. NCBI's taxonomy places the organism in Eukaryota, Metazoa, Chordata, Actinopteri, Osteoglossiformes, Mormyridae.
UGAGACCGCUUCACCCCUAAUGUAAUCUCACUCCAAACGUUUGAUGAAACUUGAGAGUCCUGUAGUUCUGUCAUGCAGUGACAGAGAGUGGGCACAAGUUAUAAAAGUUCCCCGUCCAGACAGCCCAGGAACUUAACCAUGCAGAGGUGUGAAAGCGCCUCAUACAGCAAGCCCUUUUCAACUGAAUUGAAAACCCACGUUCAGCGAUGACCCCUUGAGAUUUAUUCUUAAAAUAGCUAAGCAGGCUAGAUAGAUUUAAAAAAAACGGAGCUUUUGUGCAGUGUGCAGUGCUUGAUUAGUCCCCCGUCCUUCGGACGCUGCAGAUCAAAUUCCGUUGUCUGUUGGUUUGCUGCAACAUUUUUUUUUUCAUUUUUAGACAGGCUCUUCUCCCCCUUUUCAGUGCGAAAAUACUCGGGGUUGCAUCACCGGGCGAUCGGAUCUAACGACACCAAUGAUCAAGACGCUUCCUGUCCGAAUUUAUAACCAAGAUAACUAUACAGCGUCAAUAUACUUUACGACAACCCCCAGCGAAUUCGCCACUUUAAAUUCAUGAUGUCACAUAUGCCGACGGUGACAUGUGAAUCAGUAGGGCCGCCUCCCGAAAGGUCAGAAGAGUUGGUGACUGGAUCUCCAUUACCGCCGCGUCUCCGUGCACCGAGUUCGGGUGUCGGUGCGAGACAGGACAGCACAGUGCAGGUGAUUCCGGUACAUCUGUCCCGAGCCGCAAUGCUGGCUGCCGCGGCCUGCGGUAUUGGGGCCGUGUUGCUUCUCCGUGGAUGGAUGGACUCGGUGCGGGCGGCGAAAAAGACGCGCAGAGCCCGCAUACGCAGGGACGAGUCGUUUGGGCUCGCCGAAAAAGCCGUGAAGGAGUUCGCAGAACAGAACCCGGGGAUAGAUAGUAAUGAAGUUACGGCUCUGUCUCUCAAUGAGCUCUGCAAACAACUGAAAGACGGAGAGUUGAGUCCCCACGCUGUUCUUCAUGCCUACAUUGAGAAGGCAUUGCAGGUGAGCCGGAGGCUCAACUGCAGCACCGAGUUCCUCUUGGAGAGUCGCGAACAGCUGAGGGAGAUAGAGACGCAUCAGGAUGGACUCCUGUUUGGCAUCCCUGUUAGCAUAAAGGAUAAUUUGAAUUACAAGGGUCAUGACUCCAGCUGCGGUGUCAUCUCUAAGCUGGACCAGCCUGCCACUGCCGACUCGGUCCUGGUCCAGGUGCUGAAAAGACAGGGUGCUGUACCAUUUGUCAAGACUAAUGUUCCUCAGGGACUGCUCAACUACGACUGCAGUAACCCAAUAUAUGGACAGACACUGAACCCUUGCAAUCUUCAGAAGACUUCAGGGGGGUCCUCUGGAGGGGAGGGGGCGCUGAUUGCUGGAGGAGGAUCCAUCCUGGGAAUCGGGACAGAUAUUGGCGGCAGCGUUCGCAUUCCAGCGUCUUUUUGCGAAAUUUGCGGCUUCAAACCCACUUCUGGCCGAUUGAGUUUGCGUGGUUGUGCUUCAUGUGUCCGAGGACAAAAAUCUGUCUUGUCGACAGCCGGCUGCUUGGCUAAGGAUGUAGACGGCCUUGCCCUGUGUAUGAAGGCACUUUUAUGUGAAGACAUGUAUUUUCUGGACCCUACAGUCCCUCCAGUUCCAUUUAAGGAGCAGGUGUACUCCAGCACCAGGCCGCUAAGAAUUGGGUACUAUGAGAACGAUGGCAUGACGCUGCCAUCUCCUGGCAUGAGCCGAGCUCUGCGGGAGGUCAGAGAGCUGCUGGAAAAAGCAGGGCACACGAUUGUCCCAUUCACUCCGCCAAGGCUGUUCUACGCCAUGCAUGAGUUGACCAUCAGGGGAAUUCUGGCAGAUGCAGGUGUCUCACUCCUUAGCAAUUUGAAAGGAAGCCCAAUUGACCCAUGCCUUAAAGAUCAGACCAACAGCUAUAAACUUCCUCUGAUCUUCAGGAAGAUCUGUUCCUUUUUCCUGAACCCACUGUACCCUCGCCUAGCAAAUGCAAUUCAGGGAACUUGUGGAGUCAGUUCAGUGACUGAUCUUUGGAAGCAGCAUGCUGAUGUUGAGGACUACACCCAUGAGUUCAUUGCAGAGUGGAGAAAGCUGGAGUUGGACGUGGUUCUCUGCCCCAUGCUUGGCCCAGCAUACAACUUUGGAUUUUGUGGGAAACUUACCUGUGCCUCCAGUUAUACUGCCCUCUAUAAUCUUGUCAACUUUCCGGCUGGAGCUGUGCCUGUCUCCACGGUAACACAGGAGGACGAGAAUGAGCUAAAGCAUUAUAAGGGUAAUUUUGGUGAUAUCUGGGACAAGACCUUCAAAAAGGCUGUGACAGGUGGUCAAGGGCUGCCAGUGGCUGUGCAGUGCAUCUCUCUGCCCUGGCAGGAUGAGCUGUGCCUACGCUUCAUGUGGGAGAUUGAGCAGCUAGUCAAACAGCACAGAAACCAGUAGCCUCAUUUAGCAGCAGUUUGGCUGUAGAUCUAGUCUGUGCAUCAAGGGCUGCAUGAUAUCACAUUGUGAUUACAUGACAUGUGCAGUAAUCACCAGGUCUUUAGAUGACGGUGAUAUCGUACAGCUGCAGUGCAGCAGUAGACUGGAUCAUGUGUACUCCACAUUUUUUAUGUUUUGUUUUGCUAAAUAAAAAAAAAUGGGUGAUGGAAAAACUAUUUGAUUAUGCCUUUGAUAUAACAUGCAUUAGUAAGCAAACGUUUAUGGUUAUUCUAAACCUGGUGAACAGGAAUAGAUGUGUAGGAUUUUAGGCCUUAAGGCAGCAGGGACACUGAAAAUAGGGAAACUUGCUGGCGUAUGUUCAGCGGAAAUGUUGGUAGCUCCCUUCCUGGACAUCUUUGUUUUAAGUAGACACUUCUAAAGGAAUGGUUUAGGUGUCAACUUUUCUUAGGCCAGCAUUAGGCUGAAGUGUUUUUCCCAAAAACUUUGACAUCUGAGCAAUAAUCCAUACUUUGAGGUGGACUGAGAAAGCAACUGUUUCAAAGCGUACACCCUAUAGCUGCAGUAGGACACCAUAAGCAUGCUAUACCUCCAUUGGUCCAAUGUUUCUAACAAUAUAUGACUCGUACUGCUCAAGUGAAUCAUGCAUCUUCCCACUCUAUGUGAACCUGAGUGACGGCGACGUCAUGCUUUUCAGUGCUUUUUCAUGAAGUUUUCUGAAGGUUCUGUAAUGGUUUUGGAACAUUUCUCUGUGGGUUCUUUGAAAUGGUGAAAAUAAUAGGGCUGCUGCGAUUCGUCGACGUUAAAAUGGUCGACAUCAGUAUUUUAAAUUGACAUUUUUUGUAAAAUUGCCUUUACAAUUUCUAAAACACUUCAUUAUAACAAAUUAAUCGUUUAAUAUCACUAGGUAAUUGUGGGAGUACUUCACAUUAUCACCAAACAAAAAGGUGGUUUGCACACCAUGCAAAGUUCGAUGAUAUACUACAGUGGCACUAGCGCUAUGCACGAGCACCUAGAGAGAAAACAACCAGGCACAUACAGUAUGUUGUCAAAAUAAAAAUAAACGGUCAGUUUGAUUUUUUUGGAGGAAAAUUAGUCAUUUAUAUUAAUUGACCAAUUGGUAAAAUAGUCGUUAGAUUUAUCCAUCAAAAAAAUUAUCGUUAGUGGCAGCCCUAGAAAAUAGGAUUAGCCAGAGACCAUGAGAGCGAUAUGUUCCUACAGGAUGAUAAAAUAUCCAGUCUUUCCAGUUUUAUUCAACUGUUAAGCUUCCCAAUUUUAUUGAAGAAUAAAAUUUAAAUGUGAGCUUCAGUAGUAACUUGAUAUACUAGUUUGAUUAUUGUGUUACCUGUCACUUUGAUUUAGUGUUUUUUAUAUCUUGCACACAGUUACAGUAAGAAUAACUAUUUCUAAGAAGAUACAUUCAAAAUAAAUUGCUUAGUAGCUAAAUUAUUUCAUUACUGAAAAAUAAAAAAUCUUAAUGUGUGCAGUGACAUUUUUACAAUAAAACUAAUUUCAUUGUAGUAUUUGGAAUUGAUUGUAACAAGCUGCAUUAAAAAUGCAUUUUCAUUAAAAAUAAAAACAUCCAAAUGUG